ACAGAACACGAGUUCGAGGAGACAAGCAACCCACAUCGGAAGUAACGUGUGUACCAGGCGGACAAUAAGUGAAGCCGCUUCCUCGCCGUCGCAAUCGCAUAGCGGAGACAAGCUUUGGCCAAUCGGGUGUUCGCCAUGGAGGGGCAGGCAAAUGAGGUCACCCGUGAGCCCCGCGAUGCCAAAAAAAUCUCCACAUGUGUCGUGCGCCAUUGCUUUAUACCCCAGGUCACUGUCUUGAUUGACUGUUCCUUCUCAAUUGACUUCUGAAAUUCCAAAACAUUAGUCAAAAUGGCAGGCCAAAAGACAGCGAUUCUGUCAGUCUACGACAAGACCGGUCUUCUUGAUCUGGCCAAGGGACUCCACGAAUGUGGUGUCCGACUACUCGCCUCAGGCGGUACGGCCAAGAUGAUCCGCCAGGCCAACUUCCCUGUUGAAGAUGUCUCUGCCAUUACCAAGGCACCUGAGAUGCUCGGUGGACGCGUCAAGACUCUUCACCCCGCCGUUCACGGAGGCAUUCUCGCGCGCAACCUCGACUCGGACGACUCAGACCUCUCCGCCAACAGCAUCGACAAGAUCGACUUCGUCGUAUGCAACCUGUACCCCUUCUCCGAGACCGUCGCGCGUAUCAACGUUACAAUCCCCGAGGCCGUUGAGGAGAUCGAUAUCGGAGGUGUGACUCUGCUCAGGGCCGCUGCGAAGAACCACGCGCGCGUCACCAUCAUUAGCGACCCCAACGACUACCAUGACCUUCUCACCGAACUCAAGAAAGAUGGCGAGGUCUCAGAGAACAGCAGGCAACGUUACGCGUUGAAGGCUUUCGAGCAGACUUCGUCAUACGACACUGCCAUCUCCGAGUUCUUCAGGAAGAAGUACGCAGGUGACGGCGACCAGUUCCUCACCCUCCGAUACGGCGCCAACCCCCACCAAAAACCAGCGACAGUAUCCAUGCCAGAGAAAUCUCUGCCCUUCAAGGUGCUCUGCGGUUCACCAGGAUACAUCAAUCUGCUUGAUGCACUCAACGCAUGGCCCCUGGUGCAGGAGCUGACCAAGGCGCUCAACUACCCAGCUGCGGCCAGCUUCAAGCACGUCUCGCCUGCUGGUGCGGCUAUCGGUGUCCCUCUCAGCGAGGUGGAGCGUAAGGUAUACAUGGUCGAUGACAUUGAGGGCAUUGAGAAGUCCGGUUUGGCACAAGCAUACGCCAGGGCGCGUGGUGCCGACAGGAUGUCAAGUUUCGGUGACAUGAUUGCUCUGUCAGCCGAGGUUGAUGUCCAGACCGCAAAGAUUAUCAGCCGUGAAGUCUCCGACGGUGUCAUCGCACCUGGCUACAGUGCUGAAGCUUUGGAGAUCCUUAGCAAGAAGAAGGGCGGAAAGUACCUGGUUCUCCAGAUGGACCCUGAAUACGUUCCAGGCCCUGAGGAGACCAGGACUGUCUUCGGCAUCACGCUCAAGCAGCACCGUAACGACGCUAAGAUCGUUCCUUCCGAUACCUUCAAUACUGUCAUUGUGCCCAAGAACUCUGGAGCUCUGCCCGAGUCGGCUCAGCGAGACUUGACUGUUGCCACUAUUGCGCUCAAGUACACCCAGUCUAACAGUGUCUGCUACGCGCUCAACGGCCAGGUCAUUGGCCUUGGAGCUGGUCAGCAAUCACGCAUCCACUGCACUCGCCUGGCUGGUGACAAGGCUGACAACUGGUGGAUGCGUUUCCACUCGAAGACGCUGAACCUCAAGUUCAAGAAGGGCACCAAGCGCCCCUCAAAAUCCAACGCCAUCGAUCUCCUGUGCUCUGGCCUUGUCCCUGAGGCGGGCAUUGAGCGCGAUGACUUCGAGGCCAACUUCGAAGAGGUACCCCAGCCAUUCACCGCAGAUGAGCGCAAGGAGUGGCUCUCCAAGAUGGAGAGCGUCGCUAUCAGCUCGGAUGCCUUCUUCCCAUUCAUCGACAACGUCUUCAGGGCGCACAGGAGUGGUGUCAAGUACAUUGCUGCGCCCACUGGAAGUCAGAACGACGGCGCAGUAAUGGAGACGGCCGAGAAGUUAGGCAUGACCUUUGUUGAGCAGCACAUCCGGUUGUUCCACCACUAAGAGAUUGAUGACGAGGAAGUUUGGAAAUGAUACCUGGCGAUGACAUUGACGUGCAAUGAACUGGCUACAUGAAAAGUCUUGAUGAGACGAGACGAGAUUACGAUACCUUCAAAAUGUGGAUACUUCAACAUUCCAACUUGGCAAUUUUUGAAUCUUGUGCCGCGA
Messenger RNA from Alternaria alternata, 2244 nucleotides. RefSeq names its product bifunctional purine biosynthesis protein ADE16. Gene Ontology annotation, molecular function: IMP cyclohydrolase activity; phosphoribosylaminoimidazolecarboxamide formyltransferase activity. The coding region runs from base 289 to 2079 and encodes 596 amino acids. Lineage: Eukaryota; Fungi; Ascomycota; Dothideomycetes; Pleosporales; Pleosporaceae. Gene Ontology annotation, cellular component: cytosol. The transcript has 3 exons. The record is from RefSeq and is a predicted model, not a curated record. Gene Ontology annotation, biological process: 'de novo' IMP biosynthetic process.